AUGUCAAGCACGUCCGGGAUGCAGAACCCAUCUUGGUUCCUCUACGGUCCAGGCUCGGCCAAGCUCGAAGACCGCCCGGUACCAGAAAUAAAAAAUGACCACGAUGUGAUUGUGCAAAUCAAAUAUGUGGGCGUCUGCGGCAGCGAUGUCCACUUCUGGCAAGAAGGCGGCUUCAUGCGCAAAGUUAGCACCUUGAACCCCCUCGUAAUGGGCCACGAAGCAUCGGGAACAAUCUUCUCAGCCGGUUCCGGCGUCACUUCCGUCAGAGUAGGCGACAAAGUCGCCAUCGAACCAGGCUUCCCCUGCCGCCGUUGCAAGAACUGCAAGGACGGCGUGUACAAUCUCUGCCCGCGGAUGGCCUUCGCCGCAGACCCGCCGGACAACCACGGCGCGCUCACAAAGUACUUUGUCGUGCCGGAGGACUUUGUCUACAAGGUCCCCAAGGAGGUGAGUCUGCAGGAGGCGGUGCUGGUCGAGCCGACUGCCGUGGCUGUUCACUCUGCUCGUCUGGCGGAGAUUAGGUACGGGCAGGACGUCGUUGUGACCGGGUCCGGAACGAUUGGGCUGCUUUCCGCCGCGGUGGCGAAGGCAUUUGGGGCGAAGAGGGUUGUGCUUGUGGAUAUUCUCGAGAGGAAGCUCGAGUUUGCGAGGUCGUUCGUAGAGUGCGAGACGUUCCUUGCGGAUGUCAAGACGGAUAGCGAGGAGACUGCCUCGCAGCUCUUGAAGAGGUUUGGCAUGAAUGAGGGAGCAGAUGCUGUAAUCGAGGCUUCUGGAGCGCAGUCUUCGAUCCAGACGGGCAUCUACUUGCUGAAGCGCGGAGGCAGUUAUGUUCAGGCAGGACUGGGCAAGGCCAGGCCCGAGGUUCCCAUGCUUGCGUUGUCGGAGAAGGAGCUCAAAGUCAGAGGAUGCUUCCGCUACGGCUCUGGAGACUAUGAGACAGCCCUUUCUCUCAUUGCACAAGGGCGAAUCAACACCAAGGCGUUGCUAUCGAGCAUUACUCCUUUCGAGAACGCUACCGCUGCUUGGGAUAAGACGGCAAGUGGCGAGGGCAUCAAGAAUCUCAUCGAGGGAGUGAAGGAUUAG
This is a messenger RNA of Colletotrichum siamense, 1083 nucleotides long. It is a transcript of the gene xdhA-6, whose product is annotated as putative D-xylulose reductase A. The record is from RefSeq and is a predicted model, not a curated record. The transcript has 2 exons. NCBI's taxonomy places the organism in Eukaryota, Fungi, Ascomycota, Sordariomycetes, Glomerellales, Glomerellaceae. Gene Ontology annotation, molecular function: zinc ion binding; L-iditol 2-dehydrogenase (NAD+) activity. Gene Ontology annotation, biological process: D-sorbitol catabolic process. The coding region runs from base 1 to 1083 and encodes 360 amino acids.